Parnassius mnemosyne (clouded apollo) is the source of this 3628-nucleotide messenger RNA. Lineage: Eukaryota; Metazoa; Arthropoda; Insecta; Lepidoptera; Papilionidae. The record is from the annotation of a GenBank genome assembly.
GUAGUCUGUAGGAAGUGUCAAAGAGUGAGUCACGUUUUCGUCAGUGGUUAAUUAAAUAGCAAUUUUCCGAUAAUGCCGAUGAGUGCUGCAGAAAGACAAAGACAAUAUCGCGAAAAGUUAAAGAUAUCAAAUUCAGAAAAAUUUAAGGAACAAAAGAAAAGGAAUUGUGAAAGAACACUGCGUCAGUAUAGAGCUAAAACUGCAAAUUAUAGUGAAGAGCAAAAAGAACAAUUGAGACAAAAAUGGAGAGAGAACCGCAAUAAAGAAAAAGAAAGUAUGCCAUCAACAUCGCAAAUGGUGACGCAAAGUUCGAAAGAAAAUACAAAAAAUUUCACAGAUUUAAAAACUAUACAUAAUUUGCAACGCCGAAUUGAAUAUAAAUUUAAAAAAGAAAAUAUUCAAUUACGACGAAAAAUAAAAACUAUAGUGAAUAGAUUUCUAAACCUACAAAAGAAAGUUCCAAAACAACAUAAGAAUAUUGAUAGUAUGAAGAAAAUGCAUGAAACUUUAAUAAUGAAACUUGAAGAUAAUAGGACUGCAGACGCAAAAAAUUCCAAAGAUACAAAAAAUAAUGUAGAUAAUAUUAAGAUUUCAGAACCAGACGAGGUAUAUGUACCAAAUUUAAUUAGUCAAACUGCUGCAUUGACACCAAUUAAAAGAGUCAGUGAAUAUAUAAAUACGGUAAUUCCAAAUAUAGAAACACCAAAGAAGGAAAAGAUAAAGAAAAAACUAAUAGAACAUGAUUUAUUGAAAGAGUCCUUUAAAUGCGAAUAUAAAAAUUCAAGCAACACUGAAAAGAAUAUUUUAAAGAGAAUAGUGAAUAGUGACGUUGUAAAAAAAAUAUAAACAGACAACAAAGAUGAGGGCUUCUUUAGGUUUAAAAACAUGCAGUUACAAAAAACGCAGGGAAUAUCAGAAAAAGAGAUUUCAGUUACAGGAACUUAUUGCAUCAUUUUAUAAAAGAGACGACGUCAGCCGAAUAACGGCGGGCAAGAAAGAGUACAUAACACAGCAUAAAGUGAAAUACCAAAAAAGAUACCUACUAGACACACUUAAAAAUUUACACAAAAAGUAUAUUGCUGAAGUAGGAAGAGUGAGCUUUAGCACUUUUAAAAAAUAUCGCCCUUUGUUGUACCUCCUAACAUUAAAGAUUGUGAGAGCUGCGCAUGCAUAAAGCACUCGAAUAUGCAGUUUAUGGCGGACAAAUUAAAAUCAUUUGGUUUAAUUCAAAGUAAUAACUUAAAUGACGUAGUAUCAGACUUGGUAUGCGAUUUUAAAACAAAAAAUUGAUUGCGCUGAAUGUUCUGAAAGAGAAAUUGAUAGUGGUGAUAAAGAUCUAGAGACACAAGUAAAAUGGUUUAAGUGGACCUUAAAGGAAUAUGUGUAUGGCAAAGAUGUUAACGUAAAAAAGGCAAAAAAAAUGACGAAAACUUUAAAUGAAGGAACUUUCAAAGAAUUACUUGAAAUAUUUAACAAAGGAAUUAAAGCAUUCAAAAGGCACGUCUUCAACUUUUAUUAUCAAUACAACCAAUACAAGUUAUGUAGAGAAAACUUAAAAGAAUACGAGGCUAUAAUUCAUAUAGAUUUUUCAGAAAAUUACAUUUGUAAAUUUCACCAAGAAGUUCAAGCUAAACAUUUUGUAAAAGAUCAAAUCACUUUACAUACGGGUGUACUAUAUAUAAAAGACCAAAGCCCAGAAUCGUUCUGUUCCAUUUCGCUUGAUAAUCAACACAACCCAGAAUCUAUAUGGGCCCACCUAGAUCCCGUUUUAAAUUAUAUUAAGACUACCUAUACAAAUGUAAAUACCAUCCAUUUUUUCUCUGACGGACCCACAACUCAAUACAGGCAAAAGAAGAAAUUUUAUCUGUUUACGCAAAACAUUUAUGAUUAUGGAUUCAGUCAUAGUACCUGGUCGUUCUUCGAAGCAGCUCAUGGUAAAGGUGCAGCCGAUGGUGUGGGAGGUGCUAUUAAGCGAACCCUUGACAUGAAAACAGCUCAGGGAUUAGAUAUUCCUGACGCCCAGGCUGCAUAUGAUGCUUUGUCAUCGACAGAGACUACAAUCAAGUUCUUUUAUGUACCGGCUGAAACAAUUAAGUCUUUAGAUCCAUCAAUAGUCUACAACCUGACAUCUUUACCGGGGACGAUGAAAAUCCAUCAAUUGAUUACCUGCGGAAAGUACAAACUCAAGUAUAGAGAUCUUAGUUGUUUCUGCGAAAAUGCUAGUGGGAAUUGCGAAUGCCAUUUUCCUAUUUACUACGACUUCGCGGAAAGUAUUUCUAAUAAAACUCAAAAACAAUGUAAUUUAAAACGAAUAAAUAAUAUUGUAACGAAUAAAAACACGAAAAAUAAUCUACAAAAAAAGAAACGCCUCAUUCGUAAGAGUUUAAGCUUAUCAUCAGAAUCGGAUACUGACAUUGAAUUCGCUGAAAGUGAUGCAUCGGAUGUCUUGUCCGAUGUUUCUAGAAAUACUUACCUGGAUUAUUUCGAUGAGAUUACACAUGUCGACUACUUUGAUGCAAAAUCAGGUUCUAAUCACUUUCAUAAAUACAUUGAUCCAAAGAAGAAAAUUAAUGUUUUGUCGAAUGUAAUUAUACAAAAACCCUUCCGAAUUUCAAAUAAUUAUGUUGAAACACAAUAUGUUACGAAAACUGAUCAAAAAACCCCAACAAAAGACCUGGAGGAUGUUCAGCAAGAAUACAACACGACAGAAAUAUUAGAUAUCAACAAAGUUACCCCUUUGUCUGAAAUAAAACAUAGUGAAGAAAAUAAGGCUCAUUUAAAUUUACGUUUGAGUAAAAUAUUCUUUGCAGAAGAGAGAAAAAUCAACCAUGCCAAUAAAGAAAACAAUGCUAUUCCAUCCACUUCUAAAACAAGCAGUGAAGUUUGCACAAUUGAUUAUACUGACCGUGAAUUUAUUAUAGGAUAUCCAGUAAACACCGAACAACCAAUUCAGAUACAUCACAUACAGAAUAACUUUAAUGAAAAUGAGACACAUACAAACGAAAACCAAAUGGCUAAAACUCCAGAUGACUGCAAAAUUAAGAUAGUUGAAAAGACAAGCGCGAUUGAAAAAGAAACUGGAGAUGAUUCUAAAAAUAUAAAAACUAAUUUUAAAGAGGCAAAUGCUCAAGAAGUAAUGGGCUUAGAAGUUGACGCUAGUGUUAUAGUCCGAUACUACCAAAGAAAACAAUGGAAGUAUUACAUCGGAUUUAUUAUACAAGUUUUAAAUAAGGAUAACGAAAGUUUUUAUAAAAUACGCUUUCUCAAGACUGUAAAGAUUCCCAACUUAAAAUUUAUAAUGUUGAAAAAACCAGAAAUAGAUAUUGUGCCAAUUAAUUCAAUAGUUAAAUGUGUAAAUUUAACAUCACGAGGAGAAGCAAAAGAAUACUUUUUAAAAGAGGAAUUUGAUUAUGUAUACUUUACAUAGAUAUUUUGUUAAAGUGAUUUAAGUUGAUUCUGAGAAAUCUAGAUUGUUAAAAAAAUUACUUGGCAGGAAAAAAAUAAUUUUCUCUUAAACUAAUCCAACUAUUCAAAAAAUGGCCCUUAUUAGUUUAGCUGGUUUUUCUCUCGUCGGAUAACUUUAUCUUUUUUUAUUUAAAAUAAAACCAGUAUGUAUUAUUAUUAUUUC